Eupeodes corollae is the source of this 2990-nucleotide messenger RNA. It is a transcript of the gene sktl, whose product is annotated as phosphatidylinositol 4-phosphate 5-kinase type-1 alpha. Gene Ontology annotation, biological process: phosphatidylinositol metabolic process. Lineage: Eukaryota; Metazoa; Arthropoda; Insecta; Diptera; Syrphidae. Gene Ontology annotation, molecular function: phosphatidylinositol kinase activity. The transcript is spliced from 2 exons. Bases 627 to 2537 code for a protein of 636 amino acids. The record is from RefSeq and is a predicted model, not a curated record.
UUUUCUUAACACAAACGACGACGGUGAUCACUGCGGGCGGCCAUUUCUUCAAAGAGUUCUUCUUAAUUUUGAAAGAAAAUUCAAUUAAAUUAUAAAUAAUAUCCUCCUCAUCAAACUAAAACCAUUCGAUUUAACAAAAUACCAAAAUUAUUAAUCUAAUCAGUAAUGUGCAAUUGGAUUUGUAUGGACAUGUGUUGUGUUAUGAAAUAAACAAGGAAAAUAAAAAAUAUCUAAAUAGUUUUUAGUCUCCUGUUGAUGGCUGGCUAGCUUCUGCUGCUGCUGCUUCUGCUUGUUUCUCGUGAUUUGAAAUUUAAAUAAAAACAAAAAUAUUUCAGUGCAAUAAAUUCCCCUCAAGUACAAAUGGAAAAGAGUCCACAAAAAUUCCCAACAAAAGAAACUCCCAUUCAACAAUUAUUAUUUAAACACAAAGAAAUAACGCGUGUGAUAGAUUAGAUAAAAUAUCAACCAUCACACCAACACCAACUAAAGCUGCCGCAGCAUAAUUACUUAACUACAAAAAACUACUUCUGCACAUUCAAACCAACGUCGACGCCUCCGCGCCGCCGCUACAGCUGCUAUCAGAACGCAAACAAAAAUCCAACAAAAAACAAAAAAGAUAGAAGAAAAUGAGUUCAGUCGAUGAAAUCAGCACAAUUGAAAUGGUAUCGCUCGUGAGGCCAGUAAAAACUCCAACAUCAGAUGAAUCGGAAAUCAAACGAACAAGCUCAAGUGAUGUUGUGACAGCAACAACAUCGUCAUCUAGUCAAGCGACAACGACAGCAAACGACAUAACGAAGAUCUCCACAAUACAAACAUACGAUGCUGGCACCUCGACAUUGGACGCAACAACAUCGAAUACUUACCGUCCGAGUGCUAGCGGCAAAUAUGAACGGAAAAUUGGUCAUCGCCGAGUUGGGGAGGGCGGAGAGAUCACCUACAAGAAGAUCCACAGUAGCCAGAUCAUGGGAUCGAUACAACUUGGUAUCCAGCAUACAGUUGGUAGUUUGGCAUCGAAGCCGAAGCGUGAUCUGUUGAUGAAUGACUUUUGGGAGAUCGAGAGUAUAAAUUUCCCUCCAGACGGAUCCAGUAUUACCCCUGCUCAUCACUAUAGUGAAUUUAGAUUUAAGGUUUAUGCCCCAAUUGCAUUCCGUUAUUUUAGAGAUUUGUUUGGAAUAGCUCCGGAUGAUUUUUUGAUGUCUAUGUGUGCAUCGCCACUGCGAGAACUCUCGAAUCCCGGUGCGUCGGGAUCGAUAUUCUAUCUAACCGAUGACGAUGAGUUUAUAAUAAAGACUGUCCAACACAAGGAGGGUGAAUUCUUGCAGAAACUACUGCCUGGCUAUUAUAUGAAUCUGAGCCAGAAUCCGCGGACACUGUUGCCGAAGUUCUUUGGGUUGUAUUGCUUCCAGUGUAACAGUAAGAAUGUGAGAUUGGUGGCGAUGAAUAAUCUGCUGCCGUCCGAUGUGAAAAUGCAUUUAAAAUAUGACUUGAAGGGUUCGACUUUUGGGAGGAAGGCUUCGAAGGCGGAGAGAAGUAAACCAUCGCCAACAUACAAAGAUCUGGAUUUUAAAGAACACCAUCCGAGCGGGAUAUUCCUCGAGACGGACAAAUACAAUGCCUUGAUAAAGACAAUUCAAAGAGAUUGCAUGGUUCUUGAGUCCUUCCAGAUCAUGGACUACUCGCUUCUGGUGGGCGUUCAUAAUCUGGAUCUGGCGUUGAAGGAACGCAAAGAGGAACGAAUAAAAAAUGCCCGACAGAAGCUUCAACGCAGUGAGGAAGUGUGCAUGGAAGACGCUCCCGAAGCCGAUCAGGGAAUAGCGCAGAUAGAACGAGAUCGCACUGCUGGGCCUUCGGCUCUCAACCGAAGUCGGUCGAUGAACCGCCAGAGGUUGGUGGCCCAUUCGACGGCGAUGGAGAGUAUUCAAGCAGUUGAUGAGACAAUCGACGAAGAGGAGGACGUUCCGUUGGGAGGCAUCCCGGCGCGAAGCGAGAACGACGAACGUUUACUGCUCUACAUCGGUAUUAUCGAUAUCCUUCAAUCGUACAGACUCAAAAAGAAGCUCGAACACACAUUCAAAAGUAUCAUCUACGACGGUGACACGGUCUCUGUGUGUCGGCCAUCAUUCUAUGCUCAGCGGUUUCAGGAUUUCAUGAGCAAAACUGUUUUCAAAAAGACGCCCACAUUUCCACUGAAGCAUUCCCCAUCCAAGCGAAAAACCAGCAACGUAAGUAACAGUAUAUCAUUGCCGUUGCGCAUGCCCGUAAGAGCGCCCUCCCUUACCGGCAGCAGUGCAUCCAGUUCGGGAGCUAUUCCAAAAGAUCGUUACCGUACUAUCCCUUCAGGUUCAUCAACACCACCGCCCGCCUUUGAUGACAUCUCCGAAGAAGGAAGUAUUCACAUGACCGUCCGACAAACUAGCUCUGGCAGUGAAACAAACAUAAUCUCCAACGAAGAUGGACGAAACUCCAAUACGUCGAUGACCCAAAAGAAUAUUGUCACCACUACAGCGACAUACGUUAUAGAGGGCGCUGUCAGAUAAAAUUGGUAUAGCAAUGCCAGGGGCAAACGAAUCUCUACUGAAUGUAGAUGGAAUUUGGGUAUUUAUUUAAUCGAUUUUUGUUUCCUUUACUUUUAUGUUUAAAGUAGGAUUGAUUGUUUAUAAUAUAUAAGUAUAAUAUAAUUAUUAAAUGUGGAUAAAAGAAAAAUGAAAAUAUGUUGAUAGGUAGUGUUUUGUUGUUAUCAUUUUAUUGUGGAACGCAAAUAUCGAAAAAAAAAAUAUAGAAAAUUGUGGCCAUUUGCCUUACAACUACUUUUUUUUUCUUCUCUUUCUUCUUCUUCGUUUUCUCGGGACCUAAUCUCAUAUUGUAUUAACAAUUUACUAUUAAAUUUUUUAGUUAGAUACAAAAUGUAAUAAAAUUAUUGUUUAUUUAAAUGUUGUAUGUAUUUAAAUUUAGUACGUUUAACGUUUGUACUACACAAAAAAAAACAAAAA